Messenger RNA from Colletotrichum fioriniae, 1170 nucleotides. RefSeq lists its product as uncharacterized. The record is from RefSeq and is a predicted model, not a curated record. NCBI's taxonomy places the organism in Eukaryota, Fungi, Ascomycota, Sordariomycetes, Glomerellales, Glomerellaceae.
AUGGCACCGCAGCAGAAGAAGCAAGGACACCAACAGCUGCCCGUCCCACCAGCGACCUUCACCACCCGCAAACACAAGAUCCUGGAACAGCUCAGUGUGCCCGACGCAGAGUACACCGACGCCUCGCCCAAGGGGUCCGUGGAUGUCGGCAUCCGCGAGCUGAUUGACGAGCUCAAUGCCCUCGACGGCUUCGUCACGACGAGCAGCUGCGCGGGGCGCGUCAGCGUGUUCCUCGAAGGGCGUAAGGCGGGAGGAGGAGCUGCGGGAACGGAUCAGCGGGCAGCGGCAGCAGCUGCAGUAGCAGUCCCAUCAUCUUCUGAAGACAACCAAGGCGAUGGUACCCCUGCCGCCGCGGUCCUCGAGACGAUAGCUGGACCCGGGGGAAAGGGAGGCGGAGGCACGUGGCUGUUCGUAUCGCAUGAUCCCGUCCCCGGAUCGCACAACAACGACGAGGAUCUGCUGCGCUUGUUUGGUCUCGUGGACGAAGAGGCUGGCAGAGGAGCAGGACAGGAACCUGGACAGGCUGUCGGAGUAUCGGGUCGCUCUCAGUCUGGGCGACGGAAGCGGCUUGUUCACUUCAAAUUCGAGCCCAUGAUCCUCCACGUCCUCACAGCAUCUCUAUCCCACGCCCAGCUCCUCCUCAAAUGCGCCCUCGCAGCAGGCUUCCGCGAAAGCGGCGCCCUGAACCUCCUCCCCACCGCAUCACAAGGCGAAGACGAUGACGAUGCCUCGGCCUCGUCGUCAUCGUCAUCACCCGUGACGCCAAUGGUGGGCGUAAGAACAAUGGGCCUCGCCCUCGAGUCUCUAAUCGGCUACGUCGAUGAAGACGCCACCGAAGGCAGCGCUGGCACCGCACGCCGGCACUGCACCGUCACGCCAGACUACCUCCGCGACCUGCUCUAUAUCGCCAACGAGCGCUUCGUGGAGAACGCCGCCCGCAUCGCGCGGUUCCGCACCGCUCUGCAGGAGGCCGUCGCCGGACCCCCGCCAAAGAUGGGCGAGGGCGGCGCCGCGUGGGAGGACGCUGACGCCAGGAGGGAGCGGAAGAGGGCCGAGGGUCUGCGGCGGAAGGAGGAGGUAUUGGCUGCUAGACUGAAGACGGAGCAGCAGAAAGAGCAGAAGGCUCCGUCAGAGGAACAAGGGCCGAUAGAGCUAUUGACUGAGAUAUGA